AUGGAAAUCAACAACUCUAAUAAAUCCGAAUCGGAAUACAAACAUGAUCUUGAUUUUGCUACGGAUCCGCCUCUCACAGAAGCGCUCACUCAUCUGUGGGCGGCUGUUCAAAAACUCGGCGAGGAAUCUGUAAAAUGCAUAGAGGAAAAAAAAUCGUUAACGAGCGUGAUGGACAAUUACAGGCAAUUGAUGCCAGAAAUCAAACAGUCUAUUUUAUCAGAGCAAAACACAGUGGAAAAACUCAAAGAGGAAUUAAACUCUGCACAUCGUAUGCUGGACGCUUCCAACCUUCGAGAACAAAUAAUUCAAGAAUCCAACGAUAAUUUAUUGGCACAAAUAAAGACCUUAAAAACUGAACUGGAUUCGAAAACUAAGCAAAUGGAAGAGGAAAGCUUAUUUUCUUCUAUGGGUCAAGGUGAUACGAGCCAAUUAGAGUUGACAAGAACAAAGCGGGAACUUACUAGAAUAGAUAUAGAGAACAAGCGUCUAAAUAAUCUUUGUGAGUCGUUGAAAAAAGAGCUGGACGGUGCCGAGUAUAAUGUCAGAGAUCUCGAAGCCGAUUUAGCUGCUCAAAGUAACAAUCUAGUGAAAGAAAUAAAAACAAAGGAAAAAUUAGAGGACCGUAUAAAAAGUGACCACGAUCAAAUGGAAAAAAUAAAAACCGAACUUGGUACCAUUAAGAAUAAUUUCAAAAAGUAUCAAGAAAAUGAAUUAUUAAGAGUUCAAUCCGAACUGACACGUUUGAUUGCUACUCAUGAAACAUCUGUCAGAAAACGACAAGAAGUUGUGGAGGAGGUUGAAAAAAUUUCUGAGGGAAAAAAAAAUUCUGAAAACGACGUAGCUACUUUGGAACGAAACUUAAACGCAUCACAAGAAGAUAAUAUUCAACUUAAAAAAAUGUUAGAAUUAACAGAAAGAGAAAAGAAGUUACACCAAGAAAUAAUAAAUUUAAAACACAAAAUUCACGAAGAUUCGGUGACAUUAAAUCACAAAGAAGUGGAAGUACAAGAAUUAAAAAAAGAAGUAAACAAAUGGAGUGAUAAGUUUAAAGAGCAAGAUCACGACCUACACACUAUAAAAACUGAAAGAAAUCUGUUUUCAAAAAAUCUUACUGAAGCUAAGGUUUGUAUCGCCAUAAUACUUUUUAAGUGUCGUAUUAAUUCAUUAUUAGUUUAA
Messenger RNA from Acyrthosiphon pisum (pea aphid), 1176 nucleotides. RefSeq names its product cilia- and flagella-associated protein 58-like. The record is from RefSeq and is a predicted model, not a curated record. Bases 1 to 1176 code for a protein of 391 amino acids. The transcript has 7 exons. Lineage: Eukaryota; Metazoa; Arthropoda; Insecta; Hemiptera; Aphididae.